AGCUACUGUCUGUAACUUCAACAUUCAACUAAACACAUAAAAUGGAGAGCAGUCUCAACAGGGAAUCGCUAAAAACAUUGGAAGACGAUAAUAGCAUGGAAGAGAGAGGCCAUCUUGAUGAAGCUGUAGUUUCUUCUGUUCUGGAAACAGCUGGAGAUGGAGAUUCCUCACAACUGCCGAAAAUUAGCUCCAAGUUACUGAGAAUGCUGGAAAAAGCAACAAACUGGCGCCCUCCACUCGUACAAAUGCAAGACAGCGAUGUAGUGUUCGAUGAAAACGAUGAGACUGUCAGUGAAGCACCGAGAACAAAAAGCCAAAUUGAGUAUCCUGAGCAAACGCGGGAAUUUGACAAUCGACUAACGAAGACGGGUCGCCGGUCCUUGUCACACUCUCUUUCUCAUUCCUCUACAGACAGCAACAGCUCAGGUGGUUCAGAUGCAGAAAACCCAGAAGACGAGGUUUCUCCUCGAGACAAGCAAAGGAUGAACUCAAAAGGGAACAAGGACUUCUGCAUUAAAAACAUCAAGCUGGCAGAUUUUGGCCGUCGACAGAUAGAGCUUGCUGAGGAAGAGAUGACUGCACUGAUGGCGUUAAGAAAAGCUGCCCAGGGUGAGAAACCAUUGGCAGGGGCUAAAAUAGUAGGAUGUACCCACGUCACGGCCCAGACAGCUGUGCUGUUUGAGACUCUGGCAGUGUUAGGGGCUCAGUGCCGGUGGGCAGCCUGCAAUAUUUACUCCACUCAGAAUGAGGUGGCAGCAGCUUUAGCAGAGCGAGACUUUCCAGUGUUUGCAUGGAAAGGAGAAUCAGAGGAUGACUUCUGGUGGUGUAUUGAUCGCUGUGUAAAUGUUGAGGGCUGGGAGCCAAACAUGAUCCUUGAUGAUGGAGGAGACAUGACACACUGGAUAUACAAGAAAUAUCCUCACGUUUUCAAGAAAGUCAAGGGCAUUGUUGAAGAAAGCAUCACUGGCAUUCACAGGCUUCAUCACCUCUCCAAAGCUGGAAAGUUAUGUGUACCAGCCAUAAAUGUGAAUGACUCUGUCACCAAACAGAAGUUUGACAACUUGUACUGCUGCAGGGAGUCCAUUUUGGAUAGCCUUAAAAAGACUGCUGACAUCAUGUUUGGAGGAAAACAAGUGGUUGUGUGUGGAUACGGAGAAGUGGGAAAAGGCUGUUCUGCUGCUCUGAAAGCAAUGGGAUCUAUUGUGUACGUCACUGAAAUUGACCCCAUAUGUGCUCUGCAAGCAUGCAUGGAUGGCUUUCGAUUGGCCAAACUUAUUGAUGUUGUAAGACAAGUGGACAUGGUCAUCACCUGUACAGGCAAUAAAAACGUUGUUGUGCGGGAACACAUGGAUGUAAUGAAGAAUGGUUGCGUUGUCUGCAAUAUGGGGCGCUCCAAUACAGAAAUCGAUGUUAAUGGUCUGAAAACUCCUGAGUUAACAUGGCAGCAUGUAAGAGCACAAGUGGAUCACAUUAUCUGGCCUGAAGGAAAGAGAAUAAUACUUCUGGCAGAGGGCCGUGUCCUUAAUUUAAGUUCCUCCACUGUGCCCAUAUACGUUCUUUCCAUCACAGCCACAACACAGGCUUUGGCAUUGAUUGAGCUCUUCAAUGCUCCUGAGGGCCGUUACAAGCAAGAUGUCUACCUUCUUCCCAAGAAACUGGACGAGUAUGUUGCAAGUUUGCACCUUCAGACCUUUGAUGCUCACCUGACUGAACUCACCGAUGAUCAAGCCAAAUACAUGGGCUUGAGCAAAAACGGCCCCUUCAAACCAAAUUACUACAGGUGAUAAAAGCACAUAUAGUUGAUCUUAUAUUACAGCAUUUUUAUAUGAAUGUGAAACAACCUGCGUUGUGUUUUCUGUUUUUAGAUAUUAGGAUCAUUGAGAAGUCUCAGUGUAACCCAUCAUCAGAUUUAGGGGUUUUUAAAGCCACUAGAUUUGACUUGCCGAGGACUUCAUUCAUCCUGCUCUUCAACAACACAUGAAAUUAGCUUGAACAAUAAUGCAGCGAGUACUUUGAUGUCAAAACGACAUCACACUGACAUUUGUCGAAAAACAUGAUGAAAAAUAUUGAUCAUUUGAUGUCAAUACAUUGACAUAUAUUUGACAUUCACACAUUGAUGCAUUAUUGACAACAACAAUAACUACACAAAAAGACAAAAAAUUAACCCUUUACUGCACGCAUUAUGAUAAAUCUAUCAUAAAUAAAAAAAUAUUUGACAGUUUUCUUUUCUUAAAAUGGUUUAACUUGAAGUGCUGAAAAAAAAUGUGAAAAAAAGAAGCUUUUUAAGGUACUUCAUGACAUGCUGCCAUAUGGCAACAACGUCCAAUAGUGGAUCUAAUUUAUACAUUUCUAGUUUAGAAUUUUCCUUAUAAAUAAUACUUUUUUUUUGUUUGAAAUGAUUUAAUUUGUGUUGCAGUAUUAUAAGCUUUAACACAGAACUUAUAAAUGACACCUUAUACAUACUUUCCAACAACUGAUAUUCCAACAGCUUUCAUUUAUACCAUUCUUUUUUUGCUGAAUAUUAUUGAAAACAAACAUAAUAUUGUAUUAUCAUGUAUACAACAUACAGUAAAUAUGCAUAUUUUCUCCAGUAAAAAUUAUAACUAUAUAAAUGUAUAAUUAUAAUGUUGCUAUUAGCUAACAAUGUUUAUAUAUUUUACUUUAUACUAUACUAUGCCUGUCUUAUAUCCCUCUGAGCUAACUUACCUGAACUGUUUGCAUCACUGCUCUUAUCAAAUGUCUAAUCUGCAUCAUUAUCAUGGUCACUAAAAUCCAUAUCAUCCUCACUUUCAUCUGCAGGAAGAGCCAGUUCUGUCCUUUUUUUCUUAUAGAAUAUGGUGGUGCUCACUAAUACACUGUUCCCUGUACACUGUAAAACCCAACAGUCAACUUUAUCAAAUGAAAUGAGUGUAGUCUACUCAAAAAUGACUGAAAGUUAAUUCUACUCUUUUAAAAAGGUUUGAUCUCAGCUUUGAAGGUAAGAAGUUAAUUAAAUACCUCAUUACUUUAAUAUAAAUGGAGUAAGUUCACAGUACUCAUGUAGAUAAGUUUUUUUUUUAACUCAAAUAGAUUAUAGCAAUUGGUUUCCUCAAACGGUUUGAGUUGCCUUAACUUAUUGGGUUUUACAGUUGGUUCGAGUUUUCUUUAUUUAUUGGGUUUUGCUGUGCACAAAUUGUUUCAUUUUCUCAAAUGGAUUAAGUUGACAGUACUCAUUAGCAUUAGUUUUUGAACUUAAAUGGUUUGUUGCAAUCGGUUUUCUCAAAUGGUUUGAGUUACCUUAACUUUUGGGGUUUUACAGUGUAUUUAUAUCUAAUCAAAAGUAUUGCCAGUAAAAUUAGAUUUUAUCCAUGAUGUAAAUGCCAUUAUCAUAUGACUAAUCAACAUUAUAUUACUAUGUUGUUAUUGUUACAACUUAAAACAUCACAGCUGAUCUUGCUAGCUUGCUAAGUUAUUGCAAUAUUGCGCUAUUGGACAGUGUUGCCAUUUGGCAACACAAACAUUUGAUAAAAACUUUUUUGAGUUGUGAAUAUGUCAUCAUAACUUACUGGAGGUGAUGUUUCAGAUUUUUUGGGGGGGAUCUGACAUGCUUUGUUUUUAUUGAUGUUUUCAUUUGCAUUCAGCAAUUACUCACAAUAAACGCCAUUUUGUCAGAAAUCGCCAUAGAAAAACACUGCAUGUCAUGUGAUUUAACCAAAACACAUCAUUGGCUAAAAGGUCUUCCCUUUCCAACAACAAAAAAUAAAUUAGAACGAUGGGCUUAAAGAAACAGUGGCAGGGAAAUUAAUUAUAUAUGUUCUUUUUAAAUGUCUUUAAAACUAAAACUUUUUUCCUCUUUGAAAACAAUAUAUUUUAUUUUUUGAAAGAUUUAUAAUAUAUUGGAGCAGUAAACAUGUCAGGCUAAAUAAUUCAAAUGAAUCAUUGACUUCUGCUGUGUUCAUUUGUUUAAAAAAACUGAUUUCUUUACAAAUUAAAACAGCAUCUUUGGAUAUCUUUUCUGCUGAAGAUACUGUUGUCGUAAAAAACAAACAAAAAACGUAAAUAAAAACUCUUAUACAUACCUUAGGAACGGUAUUACAGAAAAUUUUGGUGGUUUUAAAACCUUGACUUUUUCAAACAGCGGUAUACCUUGAAAACAGUUAUCAUCCUAUGCCUAGACAUAAAUGAUACUGUAACCUACUGAGUCGCAGACUUCUUUUAAUCAUAUCACACAAAUGUCACAAGAUGGUGUGAUAGCUUAGAACGUUUAGUGCAUGUCAUAGUCAAGAUUGUGAAUUAAAAAUGUUAUUGAAAACUUGUUAAUAAAAAAUCUAAUGUCAAAUAGUAUGCAGAUUCAAAUGUUAGCAUUGGUAAAUAUUCUAUUAGUCAAACGUGACCGGUAAGAGAGCAGGCAUUUUUUGAUGUUCAAAUAGUUCUUAUAGUUACUGUAUAAUGCAUUUAUACAAUUUGUGCAGUAAAAGACAUACAAGUUUUAUGUACACCAGCUAAAACCUUGGUCACUUUAUUUUGAUAGUCUGUUUGUUGAAAUUAAGUUACAUUGCAUCUUCUGUACAUGCCAACUAAUUCUCAUUAGAUUAUGACUGUUAGGUUGGGGUUAGGGUUAGUCCAAGUUGACAUGUACUUUCAAAGUUUCUUAUAGUCAGUUAAAUGUCUGUUGAAGAAGCAGUAUCAACAGAUAUUAAGCAGACAGUCUACCAAUACUCAAAUCCAUCAAA
This is a messenger RNA of Danio aesculapii, 4712 nucleotides long. RefSeq names its product adenosylhomocysteinase like 2a (gene ahcyl2a). Lineage: Eukaryota; Metazoa; Chordata; Actinopteri; Cypriniformes; Danionidae. The record is from RefSeq and is a predicted model, not a curated record. The transcript has 16 exons. Bases 42 to 1784 code for a protein of 580 amino acids. Gene Ontology annotation, cellular component: cytosol. Gene Ontology annotation, biological process: L-methionine cycle.